This is a messenger RNA of Coturnix japonica (Japanese quail), 1260 nucleotides long. The record is from RefSeq and is a predicted model, not a curated record. NCBI's taxonomy places the organism in Eukaryota, Metazoa, Chordata, Aves, Galliformes, Phasianidae.
UAUAGGGUCAGCUCAUGUGGGGUCAGCACACCCCAGUCCAGCCCCACGGAUGGCACAGCCUGCACAAAGGAUGCCAGCUCCUAUGGGGUCAGCUCCUAUGGGGUCAACGCACCCGAAUCCAGCCCCACGGAUGGCAGAACCUCACCUAAGGAUGCAGCAACCCCAAGUGAAUCCAUCCCCAUCUAUGGGAUUGCCUGCACAGAGGAUGACAGCGCCUAUGGGGUCAGCAGCUCCUAUGGGGUCAGCAGCUCCUAUGGGGUCAGCUCCUAUGGGGUCAGCACGUCCGAAUCCAGCCCCACGGAUGGCAGAACCUCGCCUAAGGAUGCAGCAACCCCAAGUGAAUCCAGCCCCACGGAUGGCACAGCCUACACAAAGGAUGCCAGCACCCAUAGGAUCAGCUCCUAUGGGGCCAGCUCCUAUGGGGUCAGCUCAUAUGGGAUCAUCACGCCCGAGUCCAGCCCCACGGAUGGCAGAACCUCGCCUAAGGAUGCAGCAACCCCAAGUGAAUCCAGCCCCAUCUAUGGGACUGCCUGCACAAAGGAUGAUGGCUCCUAUGGGGUCAGCACCUCCUAUGGGGUCGGCUCCUAUGGGGUCAACGCACCCAAAUCCAGCCCCACGGAUGGGAGAACCUCGCCUAAGUCUGCAGACAUCCCAAGUGAAUCCAUCCCCAUCUAUGGGACUGCCUGCACAGAGGAUGACAGCGCCUAUGGGGUCAGCAGCUCCUAUGGGGUCAGCAGCUCCUAUGGGGCCAGCAGCUCCUAUGGGGCCAGCAGCUCCUAUGGGGUCAACGCACCCAAAUCCAGCCCCACGGAUGGCAGCACCCCCCCAGAGGAUGCGGCCGCCCAUGGGAUCCCCCCACCUGAACCCACCCCCACCCAUGGGAGAAGCUCAAUGGAGGGCGCAGCCAUCAAUGGGAUCCCAGCCCAAUCCAGCCCUGCGAAUGGGGACCCCUCCCCAAAGGAUGAGAGCACCCAUGGGACCCCCCCGACCCAACCCCCCCCCACCCAUGGGACCCCCCCAACCCAACCCCCCCAUGGGAGAACCCCAUUGGGGAGCACAGCCGCCUUUGGGAUCCCAGCCCACCCCAUCCCUGCGUAUGGGGACCCCUCCCCAAAGGAUGAGGGCACCCAUGGGACCCCCACAGAACCCCCCCCCACCCAUGGGACCCGGACCCCCCCAGGGGACGUGUCCGUGUAUGGGACCACCAAUGGGAGACCCUCAAUGGAGGACGUGGACCCCUAUGGGACCCCCCCCCAGUCC